Nipponia nippon (crested ibis) is the source of this 1691-nucleotide messenger RNA. NCBI's taxonomy places the organism in Eukaryota, Metazoa, Chordata, Aves, Pelecaniformes, Threskiornithidae. The record is from RefSeq and is a predicted model, not a curated record.
AUGCAGAGCCGCGAGGAAGCUGAAACUCUGUGUGGCAUUUUCAAUCACCACCAUGAAAUACUCUGCUGCCAGUGCCAGAACACAAAAAUAUUAAAUGCUAAAAUACUGGGGCAGACUACUGUUGCACUAAUCGGAGGGGUGCCCGGGGUGACUCUGGAGCAGGGCCACCCGUCCUUCCCCGAGCCGGGCAGACGGCAGCCAGGGCUGGAGAACGAGGUCAGCGUGCGGAACGACAGCCCGCGGUACCCCAGCCCGCUAUGCGUGCUAAAAAUGGAUCAUCACUGUCCAUGGGUGAAUAACUGCAUUGGAUUUUCUAACUACAAAUUCUUUCUGCUGUUCUUAGCCUAUUCUUUGUUGUAUUGCUUGUAUAUUGCUGCAACGGUCUUCAAGUAUUUCAUUAAGUAUUGGACAGGUGAACUGACCAAUGGACGUUCCAAAUUUCACGUCCUCUUCCUUCUCUUUGUGGCGGUCAUGUUCUUCGUAAGCCUUAUGUUCCUGUUUGGCUACCAUUGCUGGCUCGUUAGUAGAAACAGAUCUACUUUAGGCUUGUUAACUGCCAAGGGUCCCAUUCCACACUCCUGCGAAUUCUCCGCACCGCUUGCUUGCCGCAUCGUCAUCACGGGAGGAAGGGGUUUAAAACCCUGGAGAAAGGAAGGUGCAGCUGCUCGUCACGGCGUCGUGCUCCGGCGGGAGCUGGGCGUCGUUGCCACGCUCUGGAGAUCCUGUGCCGGGCUGAGUGAACAAUACAGGAAUGAAGACAGUGAAGUGGUAGGACACGCAGUCCCGACUGCUGUACAGAGGAAGCGGCUCUUUGUCAGUCUGGCCUUCACAGUACCCUGGGUGCCUCUCAAGAAGUUCUUCCGUGAGUGCAGCGACAUUGCCCGUAAUAAGAGGCGAACCCCGGCGUUAGCUCACUGCAUCUCAGUCUUCGCCACCAAGCAGGAAACCCAUGAAGCAGAACCUCUGUGGGAUAAAUUUUGUAUAUGGAAAUCCAGUAGAGGAGACUUCGUAUUUUCUGCUGAUCGCCUGAUCAGACUUGUGGUUGAAGAGGGACUGAAUCAACUGCCGUACACAGAAUGUACCGUGACCACGCCGACAGGACACAAGUACGAAGGAGUCAGAUUUGAAAAGGGAAACUGCGGAGUCAGCAUAAUGAGAAGCGGAGAGGCAAUGGAACAAGGCUUACGAGACUGCUGUAGAUCAAUCCGCAUAGGAAAAAUCCUGAUACAGAGCGACGAGGAGACUCAAAGAGCGAAAGUGUACUACGCUAAGUUUCCACCCGACAUUUACAGGAGAAAAGUUCUUCUGAUGUACCCAAUACUAAGUACUGGUAAUACUGUCAUCGAGGCUGUCAAAGUUCUUGUAGAACAUGGCGUACAACCCAGUGUCAUUAUCCUGCUGAGCCUAUUCUCCACACCGCACGGUGCCAAAUCCAUCAUCCAGGAAUUCCCAGAGAUCACGAUUUUAACUACAGAAGUUCAUCCUGUCGCACCAACGCACUUCGGACAGAAGUAUUUUGGAACAGACUGACACACUCGGAACAGACGGAUAGGACUAUAGGAUGUUACAAGAGGUUUUUUUCUACGUUUUAUUAUUGUCGAGUUGGUUGAGGGCAUGUUUAAAAAUCUUUUUGGCCAAAGGGGGAAACGCUUGGCUUAGAUGAGCUCUGGUCAGUCACUGCCUGAGCACGG